Messenger RNA from Trypanosoma conorhini, 690 nucleotides. Its product is annotated as putative lipase domain protein. The coding region runs from base 1 to 690 and encodes 229 amino acids. The record is from RefSeq and is a predicted model, not a curated record. Lineage: Eukaryota; Euglenozoa; Kinetoplastea; Trypanosomatida; Trypanosomatidae. The transcript has a single exon.
AUGAAUGAGGCGUCCAUCGAUCAGGUUAAUAAGCAAGUCAAUAAAAAGUAUGUUUACGGCUAUGAUUUAUACAGCGAGUCGGUGCGCAAGUACGAUCCUGUAAGCGAUCUCAGGACGGUAAAAAACGCAAUACUCAAUAAUAUACACGACUACUUGCUCCACUUGGGCGAAUUUGAGGCAACCGCCAGGCACAAAAUGAAGAUGAUAUUGGUACUCAUAUCUAUUCUUGUGGCUAUUUUGAUUACCUCUUUAUUAAUGUUUGGGAGAGAGUUUUUUAAGUCAUACCCUCGGAUAACAUACGCGCUGAUGGGAAUUUCUGGCCUUUUGUGUUUAUUUGCCUGUGUCUGUGGAUUUUUACAAGAUCCGGAUUGUGUGCUGUUUACAGUUGUUGGAUCUUCCGUUUGCGGGAGUGACACACGCCGGAAGGAUUAUCUACGUGCCUUGAGGGGGCGCCGACUCUGUGUUCGUGUCAAUGAGGUACCUAACUCGGCGAAGGUAAAGAUUGAGACCCAAUUGGUAGGACCCUCCCGUCUGUUUGCGGCUUCAUCAGUUUACUAUUCAGUCCCCAGAGAGGUUCCAUAUGGGAGGUAUUUUAGCAAGGAUGGCUUCUUUUAUCCACCACAUAUGGUGGAGGAUAUAGACAUGCUUUUGAGGUCUUUGAAUUCGACAUUGCUAAAGAAAAGGCAGUGA